UUUAAAUAUAGUACUUUUUUUUUGCAAAAGAGAACAUGUGCUUUCGGAAGUUGUGAUUUUUCGUGUUUUUUUUUAAAGUAGAAGACUUUAAACUUUCUAUUUAUAUAUAUAUAUAUAUUGCAAUAUUGGAGAAUGAAAAUGAACGCGUUGGUAUAUUUGAAGUUUGCCCUGGUGCUGGCAGUGGCCGCUAACUUUCUUGACAGCGAGGCGAAGUUUCUUGAAAGGAGUCAGGAAUCUCCGGUGAGGAGGUGCCUGGAUGGGAGUGCGCCGCGCCGCUUGAGGAGGAGAGAGAGGAGGCUUCUCGCCCUGGACCCUAGUGCCUAUAUCUGUCACAGGCUGUACGGCCGCCUGUCCUGCUGCCCCAGCUUCGGGCAUUUCCAUGAGUUCGUUGAUUCCAAGAUAGUUUCUGUUACAAACAACACAGAAUGUGCAAGGCUGCUGGAGGAAAUCAAGUGCGCCCAAUGUUCACCACAUGCACAGUAUUUAUUUCACUUACCUGACCGGCAAGGAGCAGCAGACAAUGAGCUGGCUUUUCCCAUGUUGUGCGGAGAUUAUUGCAAACAGCUCUACUUUGCGUGCAGAAGCCAAAUCGCAGGACUCUUCCAAACUACUUCAGAUGAGUUCUGUAACCUUUAUGCAGCAAAGGACAAUGGGAUAUGUUUUCCAGACUCGCCCAGAAAACAAGUACAAGCACUGGCUUCCAACUAUUUAAACCAUAUGGAUGACUAUUACAAGAUGGAGCAGGCCAACAGAAAAUAUAAAAAAAACUGUUACUGCCUUCAUGAAGUGGUCAGUGGACUUGUGCAGCCAACUGGAUUAGUGCAUUGUGGAGAUGGAUCACAAAGACUCUUCAUCUUGGAAAAGGAAGGUUUUGUAAAGAUUUUCACUCCUGAUGGUGAAUUACUGAAGGAAUCAUUCCUUGACAUUCACAAGCAGGUUCAGAGUGGAAUAAAGGGUGGAGAUGAAAGAGGACUGUUAAGCCUUGCAUUCCAUCCUAAAUACAAGAAAAAUGGAAAGCUCUAUGUGUCCUAUACCACCAACCAAGAGAGAUGGGCAAUUGGACCACAUGACCACAUUCUUAGAGUAGUCGAAUACACUGUAUCCAGAAAAAACGCAAAUCAAGUGGAUACAAGAACAGCAAAGGUAUUGAUUGAAGUUGCAGAAUUACACAGGAAACAUUUGGGUGGACAGCUGAUGUUUGGGCCAGAUGGCUUCCUGUUCAUCUUCCUAGGAGAUGGAAUGAUUACUCUUGAUGAUAUGGAAGAAAUGGAUGGGUUAAGUGAUUUUACAGGGUCUGUGCUUCGAAUCAAUGUAGAUACAGAUUCUUGCAAUGCACCAUAUUCUAUACCCAGAAGCAAUCCUUACUUUAAUAGCACCAAUCAACCACCAGAGAUAUUUGCACAUGGACUUCAUAAUCCAGGCAGGUGUGCAGUGGAUCACCAUCUUAGAGACUCCACUGGCAAUCUGACCAUACUUUGUUCAGAGUCAAAUACUUGGAAUAAGUCAUCAGGAAGAAUAAUCAAGAUAACAAGGGGAAAAGAUUAUGAAAUAGAGCCUCCAGCAAUUGAAUUCAAAUCGUCUAGCCACAGUCCUUUAGUGGGCGGCUUCAUAUACAGAGGAUGCCAGUCCAGAAGACUAUUUGGAAACUACAUUUUCGGAGAUCGAAAUGGGCAACUGAUGAGCCUUCAACAAAGUUCUUUGAACAAACAGUGGCAAGAACGAGCUUUGUGCCUUGGCAGUGGCACGACGUGCAAAAACUCACAUAGCGGUCAGAUCUCAGGAAUGGUUUUGGGAUUUGGAGAAGAUGAGUUAGGUGAGAUCUACGUUGUAGCGAGCAGUAAAAGUGUGACGCAAGUACACAGUGGGAAGAUCUACAAAUUAAUGGAUCCAAAAAGACCGUUGGUUCCAGAAGAAUGUAAGAAAUUAGUGUCGCCUCCACAACCAUUGGCAGCAGAGUGCUCGCAUCUGUGUAGAAAUGGACUUUGCACGCCUACAGGAAUAUGCUGCUGUGAUCCAGGCUGGGAUGGAGAAUUCUGCAGAGAGGCGAAGUGCGACCCAGUUUGUCAGCAUGGUGGUGUGUGCGUGCGACCAAAUAAAUGCUUGUGUAAGGAGAGCUACACUGGACCACAGUGCGAACAAGUGGAUAGAAACAUUGAAAGAGUGGCAAGAGCAGCAGUUUGCCAGCAGCCCCGGAAGAUUGGGAAGUGCCACACCCCGACAUGGCGCUGGUUCUUCAUUGUGGACACCAGGCAGUGUGAACAGUUUGUUUUUAGUGGUUGCCAAGGAAACAAAAAUCGAUUCAACACUCAAGAGGAGUGCGAGAAAACCUGCUUACCAGGAAACUAUCAAGGCACAGAACUGAUGCAGAGGAUGGAUAUAUAAACUCUUGACCACCCAUCUUUUAGUUUCUUCCAUAAUGACAGAAAAAUCAAAUACAUUUCAUACUUUUGAUGUAUAUUUUACAUGGGACUAAAAGAUUUUAACAUUCAGAAAUGGGGAAAACAGGUUACUUCAGGUUUUUAUUAUCUAACCUUAAAUUUAUUUUAAAAUAAUGUGUAAUAUCUGAAGUGAAAUUUUAGAAACAGUGACAUCUGAAACAAAAAUGGUCAAACUGUAUAAGCUCAUAACUGGUCGGCCAUCGCCAGAUUCUAAUUGGUGUACGUAGAUUUAAAACAAAGACAUUUAAAUGUAUAAUUUCUUUUUAAAAUUUAAUAUAUUGUUUAUGUAAAUGCAUGCUUAAUGUCCUCAAGAAUACAGUAUUAUACUGUGACCAUUGAGCUGAUAAAUUGUAUUUUUAAACAUUAUCUGUUACAUACUGUAUUGCAUCUGUUAUUAUACUAUAUGUAAGCUGCAGCAGAUAUGCUAAAGUAUAUUUUUAUUACAGUAGCUACAAAAGUAAUUGACCACUGGUAGUUCUCCUAAACUUCUACAGGCUCUCUUUGUGGGCCCAUAUCUUAAUGAUCAUUAAACUGUAACCUGUAAAUUUUAGCGACGAAACCAUUGAUGUCAAAUACCAUGUUUGUCAAGGACUAAUUAUCAUCAAGUCUUUAAAUGUUCGGAGGUGAGAUCUCAUAAUGCUGCUGGAAAGAUCAAAUGCCGAGAAAUUGUGUGUCACUUUUUUUUGUUGUUGCUCUAUACAUGCAUUGCAUAUGGCAUUAACGCUCACUCAGAUCUCCAGAAAAUGUUUCUUAAAGCAGUGCAAUGAGUUUUGCACACAGAAUCACGCACUAGAACAGGAUUUUAUCAGAAGCUAAAUAUGGAGUUCGUAAACCUCUCUGCUGUUUACGCGUUGACCACUCGGAAGUGAGGUGUUGCUUUCAAGUCAAGUCAAUUUUAUUUCUAUAGCACAUUUAAAAACAACUCUCGUUGACCAAAGUGCUUUACAUCAGCACAGGUACAUUGUGAACCCUUCCCCCAACAGCCGCCAAAAACGCCACCAAAAACACUGCUGUGGAGGUGAGGCAAAACACAGGUCGCUAAACAUUCUUGUUAAAUUGGGCAUCCGGUAGUUAAUGGUCUAACCUGGUCUAGACCCAUGCUGCCAUGAGGUGCAGGCUAGGCUAAGCUUGCAGCUCAGAACCGAUUUGAAUAAAGAGCCUGUGGUCCAUUGAAUCAUUGCCCAUAAUGCUGAUCAGGGCCGGAUUUACAUAUAAGCUAGACAAGCUUUAGCUUAGGGCCUCGAGAUCUAGGGGGGCCUACUCACCUCGCUGCCUCACCAGACACGUCGAACCUCGCCCCCCCCCCGCCACCGACCAUCCGCCCACCGGGACCUCCUACUCUUUGCCCGCUGACCCUGGCCACUCCACCGCCCUCCAGCAGCCGUCGCCUUACCUGCAGCCUGGACUCAGCACCGGGCCUGGUGUUUCCACGCUGCAGACUCUCACUCCCUCGGGUUUGACUGCGCUGGGUCCUAGUGCUAGUCCCCCAAUCCCUGGUAAUCCCUGUGGCUGUUCCACUGGGUCUUCCCCAUCCCCCUCAAACCAGGUGACCCCAGCACUUCCCCACCCACACUACAGCCCUCAUACCCCCUGACCACCCACCACACCUCCAGGUAAAGCAUCUCCCGUUCCGCGGUGAAUCUAAUAUGUAUUUUAAAACCAACUGUUUAAUGACAACAUACAGUAGGAUCUAAAAGUGUCACACUGUCACUGUAAGGUAGUCAUGGUCCUCUGGUCGUGG
Molecule: messenger RNA, 4179 nt
Organism: Leucoraja erinaceus (little skate)
Lineage: Eukaryota; Metazoa; Chordata; Chondrichthyes; Rajiformes; Rajidae
Gene: hhip
Product: hedgehog interacting protein
Exons: 14
Coding region: 133-2382 (749 amino acids)
Molecular function (GO): serine-type endopeptidase inhibitor activity
Source: RefSeq, a predicted model, not a curated record